GUCACGGCCAGACUCCGAGACGGCAACUGUGACCAGCCGAACACCGUCGGCCCCGGCAGUGACACGGUCAUCCGUCCGCUAGUGGUCAAGCCCGAGGGAUUCCCGCAGGAGGAGACGACGUCACGGAGCUGAGCCUCACGUGGAGCGGAUCCCGAUGGUGGGUCCUGAAGGCCUGGUGCCGGAUUCUGAGCGGGCUUAUUUCUCCGUGGUGGGCGAUCUGCUCGGACAUUCGCACGGAAACCUGGGCCGCCUGGUGGACAUCCCGACGGGUGGAGGAGAGCACAACAUGUUGGCCUUCGUGCCGUACAUCCACAUGAGGGCGUACCUGGAGCACACCGGGCUGCUCUCCCCUCGUGACCGGGACCGGACCAUCAACGGCAUGAGACGAGGGUACCAGACUCAGCUGCGGUACAGGCAUCGGGACGGCUCGUACUCUUCGUUCGGCCGGGAUGACCCGGAAGGCUCGCUGUGGCUCACCGCCUUCGUCGUCAAGUCCUUCAAGGAGGCGUCCGAGUACAUCGUUAUUGACGAGGAGUCGAUCAAGCAGAGCGAGCAAUGGCUGGUACAGCAGCAGCAGGAUGACGGCUGCUUCCGUCCGAUCGGCAGCGUCAUUCACAAGGAGCUGAAGGGCGGCACGGAGCGGGGCGGCCCGGCCGCCCUGACGGCGUUCGUCAUGCUCGCCCUCGGGGCAGAAAACAACAAGAGUCUGGAGAGCGGAUUCACCUGCCUGGAGCACGGCAUCGGUCUGACCAACAAAACACUGUAUGCCGAGGUGCUGUUAGCCUAUACGCACGUGGUACUGGGCCGGGAACAGCGCGGCCAACAGCUGGUCUCCGCUCUGAUGCAGAAGGCCAAGACGGAGGGGUCGGACGCCCUCUUCUGGGAGGGCGAUUGCCGCUCCAUCUACGGCGGCAGUCGGGCCGUGGACAUUGAGAUGACGGCACACAUGGUGCUCUCCCUGGUCCACCUCUCGGGUCAGGAGAACAUGGAGCAGGCGGCGCGGGCCGUCAAGUGGAUCAACAGGCAGCGCAACAGUCUGGGCGGCUGCAUCUCCAUACAGGACACGAUUGUGGCGAUGCAGGCGCUGACAGAGUUUGGCGAACGCACUUUUUCUUCGGAGUUGUCCACUAGCGUUACAGUCAGUGCUGCCGGACCCCCCUUCACACUUGUGGUGGACUCGUCCAACCGUCUGCUACUGCAACAAGAAAAGGUGGCAGAUUUUGAGCUGCCAGCUGAGGUCACCUUCACCGUCAGUCCAGCCGGCUGCGUCCUCUACCGCACCAGCUUCCGCUACUCCAGCCGCUCCCGAUUGCCGAAGCCAGCAUUCUCGCUGGCGGUGACCUCGGAGGCUCGUCCCAGCCGCUCUCCAGGCGGUUCGUAUGAGCUGGAGGUGUGCUCCGCUUACAUCGGGGACUCUGGCGAAUCGGAGCGCGUCAUGCUGGAGGUGGAAAUGCCCUCGGGCUAUUUCACCAUCAGCAGCACACUGAGAAGUCUCCGAAAAAGCGGCGCGGUACGCAGAUACGACUUCAGCAAGGGUAAGGUGACCUUCACGCUGUCCAAGGUCACCGAGGAGAAGGUCUGCCUCAAGUUCCGCAUCAUUCGAGAGAACGAGGUGGAUGGCCUGAAGCCGUCGGUGGUGCGAGUCUACGACCUCUUCAGGCCUGAGGAUCGCAAUAUUCUGGAGUACGAGCUCUCACCCGUGUCUUCUCCCGCCGCUUGAUACUUAUGUUGAAGACCGGUGUGUGCCUCUCACGGAUCAUGACUGGAAGACACGUGACAUGACAUGUCAUGUCAAGAGGACGCCGACGCUCUGUGAUUCGAUCGCAGACAUGCAGCUUAAGCCGGAAUAUUUUGCUAUUACAAAUCUGACUGCCAACAUUCUAGAUCAGCAUACGAAAGAUCGCUUUUAACCAAUGACUGCAAAUGUGCUGCGAAAUAUGUUUUCAGGCACACCGACUCCUUGCUGUGUCGCCUUGCCGUUUCCCUGUGUGCGAGCGAUGACCCUGAAUAUUGAGUAACUUUUGUCCGAUGUGUGCAACUGUGUAUGAACGUUUGUUGCGGCACCGCCAAUUUAAAAUGCGAGGGAAAUACACUGGGCUGCUUUAAAUGUUCGGUCUUUCUUUUAUAUUCUGCCUAGCGCAUGUGCAUUGUAUUCCACCAUUAAGUGCCCUUACACUUGAUUUGUUUUCCAACCCUUUGGAAAAGUGAAAAUACACUAGAGC
This is a messenger RNA of Pollicipes pollicipes, 2222 nucleotides long. RefSeq names its product ovostatin. The transcript is spliced from 14 exons. NCBI's taxonomy places the organism in Eukaryota, Metazoa, Arthropoda, Thecostraca, Pollicipedomorpha, Pollicipedidae. Gene Ontology annotation, cellular component: extracellular region. The record is from RefSeq and is a predicted model, not a curated record. The coding region runs from base 155 to 1720 and encodes 521 amino acids.